AUGUCUAGCAAAACAGGAGAAAUCGACGAGAGUUUGUACUCUCGUCAAUUGUACGUCCUUGGUAAAGAGGCCAUGUUGAAAAUGCAACAUUCAAAUGUAUUGGUAGUGGGUUUAAAGGGUUUAGGUGUAGAGAUCGCUAAAAAUGUUGUAUUGGCAGGUGUGAAAUCUAUGACCCUUUAUGAUCCAAGUCCAAUUAGUUUACAAGAUUUAUCAACACAAUUCUUCUUAACAGAAUCCGAUGUUGGUCAAAAGAGAGAUCUAAUAUCAAUGGAAAAAUUAAAAGAAUUAAACUCUUAUGUGCCAGUUAAAAUUUUAGACCGUAUCGAUCAAAAUUUCAAUAAUUUACUGGAUUUUCAAGUUAUCGUCAUCACAGAUCUAUUGACCUUGGAAGAUAAAAUUAAAAUGAAUGAUUUCUGCCAUAAGCAUAAUAUUAAGUUCAUCUCUACUGAAACUCACGGUUUAUUCGGUAACGUUUUCGUAGAUUUUGGUGACGAAUUCACAGUCAUCGAUCCCACCGGUGAAGAACCACGCACAGGUAUCAUCUCAGAUAUCGAACCUAAUGGUACCAUCACAAUGUUAGAUGAUAACAGACAUGGUUUAGAAGACGGUAACUAUGUCAAGUUCUCAGAAAUCGAAGGUCUAGAAUCCUUGAAUGAUGGGGCUUUACAUAAAGUUGAAGUCUUGGGUCCAUUCGCUUUUAAAAUAGAUCAUGUAGAUAAUUUAGGUACUUACGUCAAAGGUGGUGUAUUCACCGAAGUUAAAGUACCAAAGAAAUUGUCAUAUAAGAACUUAUUCGAUUCUCUACAAACUCCUGACUUUUUAUUUUCAGAUUUUGCCAAAUUCGAUAGAACCGCGCAAUUACACUUAGGUUUCCAAGCUUUACAAUACUUCAAGUUAAAAAAUAAUGGCCAACUACCAAGACCAAUGAAUGAAGAAGAUGCAAACCACUUGGUUAAAUUGGUAACUGAUUUGGCAGUCCAACAACCUAAUGUUUUGAACAUUGCUGAAGGUGAUGAACCACAAAUUGAUAAAGAAUUGAUCAAGGAAUUAUCAUAUCAAGCUAGAGGUGAUAUUCCAGGUGUUGUUGCAUUUUUUGGUGGUUUAGUUGCGCAAGAAGUUUUGAAAGGUUGUUCUGGUAAAUUUACCCCAAUUCAACAGUUCUUAUACUUUGACUCCUUGGAAUCAUUACCCAACUCCAAGAGUUUCCCAAGAACCACAGAAUCAACCAAACCUAUCAAUUCAAGAUAUGAUAACCAAAUUGCCGUUUUUGGUGUUGACUUUCAAAAGAAAAUCGCCAAUUCUAAAGUAUUUUUGGUGGGUUCUGGUGCCAUUGGUUGUGAAAUGUUAAAAAACUGGGCCUUAUUGGGUCUAGGUUCUGGUGAAAAUGGUGGAAUUACUGUUACCGAUAACGACUCUAUUGAAAAAUCCAACUUGAACCGUCAAUUCUUGUUCAGACCAAAGGAUGUCGGAAGAAAUAAAUCAGAAGUUGCUGCUGAUGCUGUAAUUGCCAUGAAUCCUGAUUUGAAAGGUAAAAUAGAACCUAAGAUUGAUAAAGUUGGUCCUGAAACUGAAGAUAUCUUCAGUGAUGCCUUCUGGGAGUCUUUGGACUUUGUAACCAACGCCUUAGAUAAUGUUGAUGCACGUACGUAUGUUGACCGUCGUUGUGUUUUCUACAGAAAACCAUUAUUGGAAUCAGGUACUUUGGGUACAAAGGGUAAUACUCAAGUAAUUAUUCCAAGAUUGACUGAAUCAUACUCCUCUUCUAGAGAUCCACCAGAAAAAUCAAUUCCUCUAUGUACAUUGCGUUCUUUCCCAAAUAAAAUCGACCAUACAAUUGCCUGGGCUAAAUCCCUAUUCCAAGGGUAUUUUGCUGAUACUCCAGAAAAUGUUAACAUGUACUUAACUGAACCAAACUUCAUUGAAAACACUAUGAAACAGAGUGGUGAUGUCAAGGGUAUUUUCGAAUCAGUCUCUGAUUCUUUAUCAAACAGACCAACUGACUUCGAUGAUUGUAUUAAAUGGGCAAGAUUAGAGUUCGAAAAGAAAUUCAAUCAUGAUAUCCAACAAUUAUUGUAUAACUUUCCAAAAGAUGCAAAGACAUCAAAUGGUGCACCAUUUUGGUCUGGUCCAAAACGUGCUCCUUCUCCACUAGUCUUUGCUAUCGAUAAUCCAGAUCACUUCCACUUUGUUGUUGGCGGUGCCAAUUUACGCGCUUUCAAUUAUAACUUACAAGGAGGUGGAGAUGAACCAGACGUUUCACAUUAUAAGUCUGUUAUUGACAGCAUGAUUAUCCCAGAUUUUACACCAAGUGCUAAUGUCAAGAUUCAAGUCAACGAUGAUGAUCCAGAUCCAAAUGCCAACAAUCCAAGUGAUGAUUUGGAAUCCUUGGCAAAAUCAUUACCAAACCCAUCUACUCUAUCAGGAUUCAAGUUAGCGCCAGUUGAAUUUGAAAAGGACGAUGAUUCUAAUCAUCAUAUUGAAUUUAUUUCAGCAUGUUCUAACUGUAGAGCCUUGAACUAUUUUAUUGAACCUGCCGAUCGUCAAAAGACCAAAUUUAUAGCAGGUCGUAUUAUUCCAGCUAUUGCUACAACUACCGGUUUAGUUACUGGUUUAGUAAACUUGGAAUUGUAUAAAGUCGUUGAUGGAAAGACCGAUAUUGAACAAUACAAGAAUGGUUUUGUUAAUUUGGCUUUACCAUUCUUCGGAUUUUCUGAACCAAUUGCUUCUCCAAAGGGUCAGUAUAAUGGUAAGGAAUAUGAUAGGAUCUGGGAUAGAUUUGAUAUUAAAGGUGACAUCAAAUUAUCAGAUUUGAUCGAACACUUUGAAAAAGAAGAAGGAUUAGAAAUCACCAUGUUAUCAUAUGGUGUCUCCCUAUUAUAUGCCUCAUUCUUCCCACCUAAAAAGCUAAAGGAAAGAAUGAAUUUAACAAUUUCCGAAUUGGUGAAGUUUGUUACUAAAACUGAACUUCCUUCUCAUGUACGUACUAUGAUCUUAGAAAUUUGUGCAGAUGAUAAAGAAGGUGAAGAUGUCGAAGUUCCUUAUAUUGUUAUCAAUUUAUAA
This is a messenger RNA of Vanderwaltozyma polyspora DSM 70294, 3060 nucleotides long. It is a transcript of the gene UBA1, whose product is annotated as E1 ubiquitin-activating protein UBA1. The coding region runs from base 1 to 3060 and encodes 1019 amino acids. NCBI's taxonomy places the organism in Eukaryota, Fungi, Ascomycota, Saccharomycetes, Saccharomycetales, Saccharomycetaceae. The transcript has a single exon. Gene Ontology annotation, cellular component: cytoplasm; nucleus. The record is from RefSeq and is a predicted model, not a curated record. Gene Ontology annotation, molecular function: ubiquitin activating enzyme activity. Gene Ontology annotation, biological process: ubiquitin-dependent protein catabolic process; DNA damage response; protein ubiquitination.